AUGUUUUGUAUCUCUCCCAUUCUCUUUUGCAGAUAUGGCGGCUACUCGACACGCUUUCGGAACCGGACCCCACGGCCAACAUGGCGCUCCUCCAACUAGCGCACCGCGGCCGACAAGCGGACCCCAGAGCUCUGCACAGGGGACUUACCGGUCGCAGCCUGAGGAACCGCACCCGCACCCUCUCCAACCUCACCCCCGACCAUUCUUCUUCGUACAGCCUUCCCAGCCCUUCUACCCGUACCAGUGGCCCAUGCCCAUGCCGUACAACCCAUACUGCGGCUUCCCCGGUCUGGGUUACGGCAUGGUUAUGCCCCCGUUCCAGCCCAACCCGUACAUGGAGGCGCCCGGGUACAUAGUCCCCCAGGCGCAGCUGCACCUGGCGGACUACAGGCGGAUGGUCAACCCCCACUUCCCGCCGACCGUGGCCUACCACGCCCGGCGGUUCCGCUACCAGCAGAACGGCGCCCCCAGGGAGACCGCGAACUCGGAGGUGCAGACCGAGCCCCCGCCCCUGUCCCGGUCCGGGUCCCGCGACUCCGACCCCUGCCCGGGGAGCGACCCGCUGGUGGGGUCCGACUCGGGCCGAGGCAGCAGCUGCGCCAACGCCUCCGCUCACUCCCAGAGCACCUGCUGCGAAAAGCCGGGGCGCCUGAAUCCGGAGGCCACGCCCCCGCCGGUGCCGGCCACGCCCAUGGGUGGCUACACCUGCCGGUCGGAGGAGGUGAGGAUCGAGUGCGAGGCCUCCCCGGCGGGGCUGAAGAUAAUCCGCUCCCACGAGACCACCGCCGAGUCGCUGUCCGUGGCGGCCGCCGCCCCCGGUGGCGACCUGGUGCGCUGCGACGUCUGGUCGGUCAGCUCGGCCGAGGGGGUCAUCCCGCUGUACCGCUCGUCCGCCCACGAGGGCGACGCGGUCUCCCGGGACCCGUCCUGCCCCGCCCCGGAGGAGCAGUGCGUCGCCUCGUACCCCGACAUCCUCCUGAUGGGCGGGUCGCCGUCCCGGGGCGAGGACCUUCCGACCCCGCCCCGCGAGUGCGCGACUCUGACCGGACCGCCGGCAGCUGGUCCGGCGGGCGGAGCGGUGACGCCAGCCUGCGGCGCGUCCGAGUCGCUAGGCGACGCGGAGAGGGACCACGAGGGCCCCGUCGACGACUGCCCCGCCAACCCCGCGAAGAACGUCCACUUCAAAAUCCUCCGGCUUCCCUUCGAGAUGCAGUACCUGGACGACCUGCGCAACCUGGAGGAGUCGGUGUGGUCGGUGGAGUCGCUGAUGCCCUACGUCCCGUCCGCCGAGUGGAUGAUCCAGCAGGGCUUCAUGCAGCCCGAGAAGAUCGCCGCGGAGGUUCCCGUGGAAACCAGCGCCAGCCAAUCGGAGGCCGCCCCCGCCCUGGAGAUCAGCCAGGAAGUGGCCGUCGUGCAGGGCGGGGGCCAGCGGGAGUCCGUGUCCUCCGUGGACUCCCUGCCCCCCUACCUCCCCUCGGCUAGCUGGCUGGCCGAUUUCGGGAACGUGUACUACUACAGCAAGCUGCCCCUGCACGUCCAGGAGCAGCUGAGCAUCAUGGGCAAUCCGGCUGAUCCGCUGGUCGCCAGGAAAAAGUCCGAAAAGAAGUCGAGCGGUCAGCGCGCGGUCGCGGUGCCGGCCGCCCCCAAAAAACGGGAGGAGAAGCACAGGCGCGCCCCGAAGCUGGAGAGGAGGGAGAGGGGCAGGAGCGCCCUCGUCCCGGGCGACGAGGGGCCGCAGAACUGCGCCGGCUGUUUGAACAGACGGAACGUUCCCGCCAGCCUCAAACCCGCGGCGGGCCCGACUGUGAAAAGGCACCGGGUGUCCCCGCCCCCGCCCCCGUCCCCUGGCGGUUCCCCGACGGGGCAGACCUGCCUGGCCUGCGGCUUCUGCGGGGCGAGGCCCGUCAGGAAGAGGCGUGGCCCGGAGGUCCCGGUCCGAAACACGGAGGAGGGCGAGGUGGAGGACGAGGCGGUGGAGAACAGGGCCCACCCCGCCGCCCCGAAGCAGCCGGGCGGGGGGGAGCGCGGGAGGGCCGGCGUCCCCGCCGCCGAAGACGACGGCGGCCGCCGCCCGGCCCCCUCCCGGCGGCAUGUGGAGUCGUGCUCCGCAGCGCAGUGCUCCAAGCUCCGGGAGCUCAACUGCUCCUGCGAGGAGCCCCAGCGGGGCCCCAGCCGGGACGCGCCGAGGCGGGGCCACACCGACGCCGCCAAGGACGGCGGCGAGAUUUCGGCCCCCGCGGCCCCUGUCACGGAGAGGUUGAAGACUGUGGAGCAGCGGUGCCUCACGCAGAAACUGCAGACCGAGAGGUCAUGGAGGGCCACCAUGGCUGUUCAUGACAGAGACAGCUGUGAGAACGGAUCGAGGCAGAGGAACGUGAACAAGCCAAAGAAGGUGCUUGCUCAGAUGCAAGAGAGGCAGCAGUGCAAGAUGUCGAACAAGACUAUUGCUCAGCGGCCACUGAACCCCGAUUUUGUUGAACCUAUUGAAGGAUACUACACCAGGUCAAGUUGGACCAAAGGUACGCACAGACGAGACACCAGGUACUGAUUCUCACUGAAGCACCAACAACCAAUGAAAUGGAAGCACUUUCCUCCAUCAACACUAUUUAUAAACUUGAUGCACAAAGCACUUUUUUAAAAGAGAUACUGAAUAAACACAUUUUUUGAACAAAA
This is a messenger RNA of Anguilla rostrata (American eel), 2673 nucleotides long. RefSeq names its product bucky ball 2-like (gene buc2l). The coding region runs from base 35 to 2548 and encodes 837 amino acids. The transcript has 5 exons. The record is from RefSeq and is a predicted model, not a curated record. Lineage: Eukaryota; Metazoa; Chordata; Actinopteri; Anguilliformes; Anguillidae.